AUGCGAGCCCUCUGCCGCGCUCCAAGACCAUGGCUCAAUGCCUGUCAACCGCGCAGCCAAGCGCUCUUCCGCACACAACGGCUGGCACGCACCUCCCACCACCGUCAUCUCCUCACCCUCGCCAUUGAAACCUCCUGCGACGACACCUGCGUAGCCCUUCUGUCCAAGGACCCCGACGGAGCUGCGAUCCUCCACUACAACCAGAAGCGCACCUCUGACAACCGCGCCUUUGGCGGUGUCGUUCCUGUCAUAGCGCUCGCCGGCCAUGGCGCCACCCUCGCGGAACUCGUCAACGAGAGCUUGCCGUUCCUCCCCGACGCAAAGAGCACGUCGCCGAAUACAAUCACGGUCCGCGGGCGGCAGAAGCAAAAGCCCGACUUUGUCUCCGUGACACGAGGACCAGGCAUGCUCGCCAACCUGUCAGCGGGCCUCCACACAGCAAAGGGAAUCGCCGCCGCCUGGCAGGUCCCCCUCGUGGCCGUCAACCACAUGCAAGCCCAUGCCCUGACGCCCCGUCUCGUCACUGCCCUCGCGCGGGGCGAAACCGUGGCAGGAAACGGCGCAGCUCGACCUGCCGAGCCAAAGAGCACCGGGCCCGAGCCCGCCUUUCCCUUUCUCUCCCUCCUUGUGUCAGGCGGGCACACGAUCCUCGUCCACUCCCGCGCGCUCAACGACCACCGUAUCCUCGCCGAGGCCGACUCGGUCGCCAUCGGCGACGCAAUCGACAAGGCCGCCCGCCAAGUCCUCCCCGCGUCCCUGAUAGCCUCAACAGACGACGUCAUGUACGGCCGCCUCUUUGAACGCUUCGUCUUCCCGCCCGCCGCCGACGGCCGCGCCGUGAACUACGCCUACACCCCGCCCCGCAUCCGCGCCGACGAGAUCGCGACAUACCGCUCCCCGCACGGCUGGCACCUGAAGCCCCCGUUCGCGACGACGCGGCGUAUGCGCUACGACUUUUCCGGCUUUGGGUCCCAGGUGCAACGGAUCGCCGAGGCGCGGCCCGCCAUGAGCGAGGCUGAGCGGCGGGACCUGGGCCGCGACACGAUGCGGAUUCUGUUUGAGCACCUGGCCAGCCGCGUCGUGUUGGCGCUUGGCAACGAGGAGAUGGGGCUCGAAGACGUGCGGACGCUGGUUGUCGCUGGCGGUGUGGCAAGCAAUCGCUAUCUGAUGCAUGUGCUCCGGGCGUUCCUUGACGUGCGGGGCUACGGCGGCAUCGAGAUCACGGCGCCGCCUGUUGAGCUGUGUACGGACAAUGCAGCUAUGAUUGCUUGGACCGGUAUGGAGAUGUUUGAGGCUGGUUAUGAGAGCGAGCUGUCGGUGCACUCGAUCAAAAAGUGGCCUCUUGAUCCGACGGGCGAUGAUGGGGGCAUCUUGGGUGCGAAAGGGUGGGUAAAGCGGAGUUCAUGA
This is a messenger RNA of Verticillium nonalfalfae, 1407 nucleotides long. RefSeq lists its product as uncharacterized. Gene Ontology annotation, biological process: mitochondrial tRNA threonylcarbamoyladenosine modification. Gene Ontology annotation, cellular component: mitochondrion. Bases 1 to 1407 code for a protein of 468 amino acids. NCBI's taxonomy places the organism in Eukaryota, Fungi, Ascomycota, Sordariomycetes, Glomerellales, Plectosphaerellaceae. The record is from RefSeq and is a predicted model, not a curated record. The transcript has a single exon.